AUGUCGGUAGAAGAUGACAUCAGGAGCCAGUUUUCAUGUUCGAUAUGUCUAGAUACGUUUAAAGAUCCAGUCACCACAGAAUGUGAACAUGACUUCUGCAGACCCUGUAUAACGGAGUAUUGGGACAGGGAGGAAACCUCAAUCUGCCCACUGUGUCGACAGUAUUCCUCAGGCACAUUGAGAACUAAUCGCACACUGGCUUGUGUGGUUGAGAUACUACAGUCAAAGAAAGGGAACAAUUCAGAAGAAACUGAGUCAAGUGGUGACAAUAAUUUUGGAUUCCUGCUCCUGGUCAUUCUCAUCUUUGUGAUUGUGCUCCUUUGGUCACUGAGCCCAGAUGCUUCAUCUCUCGGGUUUUAUCCUAAGGAUUAUGACAUGUGUCCUCAGCACAAGGAGAAACUGAAGCUAUUUUGUGAAGAUGACCAAGAGUUAAUUUGCCUAAUCUGCAGGGACUCAAACAAACACAAGAACCACCGAGUUUAUCCUAUCAACGAAGCUGCUCGAUACUAUAAGCAUGAACUAGCUGCAAUGUUGGAUUCGCUGAAAAAGAAGCUCAUCCAUCACCAAGUGAUAAAGUCCAACUAUGAGGAAAAUCUGACACAGUUGAUGGAUGAAGUGUCUCUGACAGAGCAGAGCAUUGGGAGGGUCUUCGUGCGUCUUCAUGAGUACCUGAGAAUGGAAGAGGAGAAUAUUAUGCAGGAACUCCAUAACGACGCGUGGCAGCGAUUCACUGUGCUGGAAGAAAUCAUUAUGCAACUGACCUUCGAGUCCACCUCAUUAUCAGACACCAUUCAAGCAAAACUGAAAACUACACAAGAAAGAAUUAAAAUGGUAAUCUCCGAUCCCAGGGAUGUGUCAGUAAAGAUAAAUGGUGCCAAAUAUAAAUUUCUGAUGUUGUACAAUUCCUGGAAAAAAAUGGUCCAUGAGAUUGGUUUUAAUACAGCGCCGUUGAGUCUAGAUCCUGACACCGCACACUGGAACCUCCUAAUCUUCGACAACUCGACCAGCAUCGCGUACAGCCACAACAUGAAGAAAGCACCCUCUAAAGCCUCACAAUUCAGUACCUACCCCUUUGUCCUGGCCAAGCAAGGGUUCUCAUCAGGAGCACACUACUGGGAAGUCUUUGUGGGUUGCAAGGCCGAAUGGGUCUUGGGGGUUACGAAGCAGUCAGUGGAACGUAAGGCACCAAUCUCUCUAUCACCUCAAGAUGGUUUAUGGAUCCUGGAGAAAAAAAGCAAGCACUAUGUGGCCCACUGCAUGCCCCGCGUGGUAAUCUUUUCAAGGUUUAAACCCAGAAAAAUUGGAGUUUACCUUGACUAUGAAGCUGGGCAAGUGUCCUUUUAUAAUGCUGACAAAAUGACACUGAUGUAUACUUUCAAAGAUAGUUUCACAGAGACACUCUAUCCUGUGUUUAGCCCAGGUGUUAAUUUCACACCACUGAAAAUACUGCACGUUAAUCCUUGA
This is a messenger RNA of Stegostoma tigrinum, 1464 nucleotides long. RefSeq names its product zinc-binding protein A33-like. The record is from RefSeq and is a predicted model, not a curated record. The coding region runs from base 1 to 1464 and encodes 487 amino acids. Gene Ontology annotation, molecular function: protein binding; zinc ion binding. The transcript is spliced from 6 exons. NCBI's taxonomy places the organism in Eukaryota, Metazoa, Chordata, Chondrichthyes, Orectolobiformes, Stegostomatidae.